Acytostelium subglobosum LB1 is the source of this 2013-nucleotide messenger RNA. RefSeq lists its product as hypothetical. The coding region runs from base 1 to 2013 and encodes 670 amino acids. Lineage: Eukaryota; Evosea; Eumycetozoa; Acytosteliales; Acytosteliaceae. The transcript has a single exon. The record is from RefSeq and is a predicted model, not a curated record.
AUGCAAGAAAACGAUAACAAGGCUCCAAAGGUUGCUGCGGCAACUGCAAAGAAGCCCACCAAUCCAGCCAAUAAUCCAUUCUUUGUAUCUUAUAUUAAGGCGAGAGCAAAGGUUUACCCAGCAGACAAGAAAGCAAUGCCAGCCUCUAGAGUGGUCAAGAUGGAUGCCAAUGAUGAUACAGAGGAUGACGAUGUCAAGGACAUGACCAACGCAGAGAUCGCCGCCACUCUCGCCAACUUCACCGUGUUCCAUGUUGAAACACCUCCACAUAACGGUCCACAUAACGAUCCACAAACGGCCACAAGGCGUGUGGGUGGACAUGGAGGACAAGGGGGUGCAGGCAAUGACCCAGAUAACAAGCCCGACGGCAAUGGUCAUCCAGGUGGUAAGCCAGGUGGUGGUGGUCGUCCUGGUGGAGAUAAGCCAGGCGGUGGUGGAAAGCCAGAUGGAGGAGAUGAUCAUGGAAAGGGUGGCAAAUCACAUCCAGGAGAACACGUCAACAUUGUCAAGGCCAAUGCCGAGAAGUACUUCUUGGAGAAUGUGCUCUACUUCACCGAAGACAAUGUGCUGGAGCUGUUCGAGCAGACCAAGCCAACACUCAGCGCCAAGAGACUGGCCAUCGUCAACGACGCCAACGAGCAGAAGUGGUACAAGGACUACUCUAACCUGCUGUUCACCAUGAAGGUGGCCAACGGUGAUGACGAUCCCUCAAGGAGGAUUUUGAAGGACAAGGUCGAAGCCGAUCUCCAGGCCAUGUGCGACAGCCAGAUCUACGCCCACCAGACCAUGCUUCUGCAAACCUUUGCCUUCAUCGAGAAGUAUCCCAAGAUGGAGGACUUCCUCGAGCAACCCGCCAGAUGCGCCAACAUCUAUGUCAACUACUGGAGCGAUGAGACUAACCUAGCCGCCUUCUGCACGAGCUUUCAAGACGACAGGGUGAGAGAUGGUUUCGAUCCCACCGCCUCGAUCUACCGCAGGAUCACCAGUAUGAAGAUCGUCUUGGACAUUCUCGACCCGACCUGCGUGCAGUCCACCAAGCUGAUCAACAGGAUCACUCACACGGCAAUGGCCAACUACUACGAUCAGAACAUGACCAACAACCAGAACAGCAACGACAUCAUCAACCUGGUCAUCAAGGACCUGCUCACCAAGUUGAACAAAGAUCCCAAGAGCGAGUUCUAUGCCCUCAUGAAGCACAUGACUUCUGGAGUCGGCACCUUCCCUGGUUUUAUCGCCGAGAUGCAAGAGGCCACACGUGCAGUAAUGUACCAGGUGUAUGAUGAAACCGCGUCUUGGACGGAGAGGGUCGACGCCUAUGCCGAGCGAAUUGGUGCAUCCAUCAUCAACAAGCUCAAGACCAAGCUGGCGGCCAACCUGAUUGACAAGUCCUCAAAGAUAUUCUUCAGCUCGCUCUUGCGAGUGUGCCAGGCUGCCGCAGUGACCUAUGGCUUCCUCAACAAAGACAACCUCAAGGAUGGCGAGAAGCUCGAACUGAUUGGAGAGACGUCCGGCCUGUUCCUUGACACGGUCACAAUGUUCAAGACUGGCAACAAGUUGGUGACAUCGAUGUUUGCUCGAACUGGCAUAUUUGUUGGCUCAAAGCUUGCUCCUCUGGUCCCUACUGUGGUUGCUAAGAUUGUGCCAAAGUGCUUGUCAGUGAUCUUCACCGCCAACGCCGCAAAGUUCAUGCUGAAUCGCUUUUCUCCAGUGUUGUUGCUGGUGGCCUCCUAUAACCUCGUCGUGGAUGCCAUCGAGGACGUCAAACAGGGCAAUGUUGGAGCACUCUUGCUCGAUUUGACAGCACUAGGUGUCACGCUGGCUGCUGCCGUGGCACUGUUCGUGGGCACCAGUUGGAGUGGACCAUUCGCACUUGUUGCCAGUGGACUGGUUGUUGUCUUUGCAUUGAUGAAGUUCCUAUUCUUCACGUCAUCUCCACAGGAACAGUUCUUCAGAUCAUAUGUUAACUCAAAGUACAAGAAAGCUAUGCCAAUCAUUGGUGGAAUGGGUGGCUAA